Molecule: messenger RNA, 11026 nt
Organism: Oncorhynchus gorbuscha (pink salmon)
Lineage: Eukaryota; Metazoa; Chordata; Actinopteri; Salmoniformes; Salmonidae
Product: chromodomain-helicase-DNA-binding protein 7-like
Molecular function (GO): protein binding; ATP-dependent chromatin remodeler activity; ATP binding
Source: RefSeq, a predicted model, not a curated record
AUGUUUAUCCAUUGGAGCCAUGAACGCGCCCCCUGCCCGUAGAAGGUGAGAGAGUAUCUGGAAGAGACGACUCGAGUACGCGACUGCCGGGAUCGAUCGGAUUAAACUCGAAUUGAGUGAAAUUAACACAAAGGACAAAACGUGCCGGUGAAGACGGGAUACCGACACGCCGAACAUUAUAAAAUAACUUUAAUUUCGUAAUUUAUUAACGGACCAGAAAGGAUUGUACUGGAGAUACUAACGGGAGUUAAUUUGAGAAACCCCGAAUUGACCAAGCUUGUUGGGUCCUGUAACCUGUCUUUGCCUGACUCUGCAUUCUCAUUCUCUGGGAGAAUUAGGGAAAUAUGGAGUGACAUGCUGCAGAUUAGUUAGCGGAUUUGAGGCUUUGAGGUCAUCCACCUCUGUGUGAGCGCAGGUUCCCUGGAGCGCAGGUUCCCCCCCCCCUCCAGCAGCAAUGGCUGACCCGGGGAUGUUGAGCCUGUUUGGGGAUGAUACCAACCUGUUCUCGGACGGGCUGGAGGGCCUGGGGGACUGUGGCUUCCCCCAGGGCCAGACCAACCCCAUAGGACAGCAGGAGCACCAGGGCUACGGGUCGCUCUCCUCCAACUCACUCCACCACCCCUCGCAGGCUGGCCCCGGACAGCCCAAGAUUGGCCACCCCUACGACCCCUUUGCAGGCUACGAGCAGCAGCAGGGCAACAGUCCCGCCGUCAACGGCAUGGUGACACCGCACUCGCGGUACCACAACAGCCUCCAACAACCCGGAGGGGGGCACCAUGUCUACCCCAGAGCCCAAGGCGAUGGGCAUGGGCAGUCCUUCCCUGACGGAGGAGCCGUAUGGGGCCCCCAGACUGGCCCCGGGCAGGGCAGGCCUCCAUUCCAGCAGCAACAGGCAUCCCCUCAGGCCCCCUCCAACCAGCAGCAUGGACCCUCUGGGCCCCAGGCCCCCUCCCACCAGCAGCACGACCCCUCAGGGCCCCAGGACCACGGCCACCGUAUGGGCCCCUACAUGGGCCGGUCCGACUAUGCCACUAUGCAGGGCCAUCCUUGCCAGACCCAGACGCCACCCAGGAUCAACCACUUCCCUCCAGGCAUGGGCCAGGAGCCCAACCACUACAUGGGCCACGUGGGGCUCCAGCAGAACUCCAGCAUGACGGGCCACCCGGCACAGCAACAGCAGCCCCCCCAGCAGUUCCUCCACCGGCCUUGCCAGGGCCCUGUUCACACCCAGGACCACAUGGCCUCCCACACCUCUCACCAGCAGCACCAGGGCUUGGCCGGGAGGCCACACCAGAACAUGGGGUUCAACAUGCACGGCCAGGCAGCCUCUCCUGGUGCUGUAACCAGCUCAGGCCCGUACCCCCCCUACCCCCAGUACGGCAACCUUAAUCAGGGAUUAGCCGGCAGUGCAAGGAUGAGUCCCGGCAUGAGCCUCAGCAGCACCAGCAACAACAACAGUUGUGCCAGCGGGCCUAUGGGGCCAGACCAAGUCCAGUGUUACCCCCGCAGGGGGGGGGGCCCACAGUGCUACCCGGAUCCUCAGGUACACCAGCAGCCUGUCCACCCCAACCAAAUCCCUGGCCAGCCCAUGCACCCCUCCCAGCCCCAGGCCACCCCCCAUAAGCAGCCCCACCUCCCCACACCACCUCAUGGAACUUACGGCUCUCCCACCUCCAUGUCCCCCAUGAAGGGCAUGGGAACCACCGCGGUCACACCUCUGCCUCAACAGGUCCAACCCCCUAGUGCAGGUCUUGCUCCCGAGGUAGGGGGGUACCCCGGAGUGCCACUCCAGGCCCCUAACCCCGUGGCCCCCCCCUCAGAGAAACACCACUCCCCUGGGCGUGCAGCAACCGCAACAUCAUUCCCAGCACUUCUCCCACCCACAGCAGCACCCCCACAUGCCCCCGAGCCAGCAGCUCUACCAGGGUAUGUCCCCCAACCAAGAGGCCCUCUCGACCAGGUGAGACCUCCAGGUCCUAUGGCCCACGGUGAGCAUCCAGGGCCACAGGACCAGCGGCUGCUCACUCCCCAGCAACAGGCACCCAAAUCUGGGCUGCAGCCUCCUCCCAUGGCCUUCCAGCAGUUGGUGCACCCAGCCCAGACUGCUUUGCCCCCAUCGCAGGCUCAGACACAUCUGGCCGGCCCCCACCACCAGAGCUCCCCGCCCAACCAGCCCCCUUGGGCGCCGGCAGGACACCAGUCGCCUCCAACCCCCCAGAAAGUGCCUCACAUUCAGUAUUCUACGUCAUCUGAGAUGACAGCUUCUGACAGGACACCCGCUUCCGGGGCUAACCUCCAGCCAGCCAACCGUGACAAGAAGCCCACCGAGCAGAAACCAAAAAAGAAGAAAGCGAAGGUGAUGGUGGAGGGGGAAAAGAAGCCCAAAAAGAAGAAAGGAUGUAUAGAGGAAUGUGGCGAGGAGGGGAAACGAAAGGUCGGGGACGGUCCCUGGGCGGAGGUUAACUGUCUGACAGGUGCCCUGGAGGAAUCACUUAUGGUGAAGACAAAGAAGAAACCGAAGGAGCCUAAAGAGCCCAAGACUCUGAAAACACCCAAGACCCCCAAAGAGCCCAAGGAGAAGGCCAAGAGCAUUACCCCCAAGGUCAAGAUGCCCAAGAAGCCCAGCACGAAGAAGGUGGAGUCAGCGGAGGGCAGUGGCAGCAGUGUUAAGGAGACUAAGAGGAUGAGGGAGCCCUCUGUCAGCUCCGAUGUGGAGAAGUCACCCCCAGGCCCCUCCGAUGAGGACGACGAUGAUGACGGUGUCCAGAAGCGUCGUUCCAGUCGUCAGGUGAAGAGGAAGCGCUAUACAGAGGAACUGGAGUUCAGGAUCUCAGACGAUGAUGAUGUUUCCCCCUCUCCCAAGUCGCCCUUCAACACCUCUGAACAGCAGGAGGUGGAGACAGAGGGGCCUGUGGUGGAGAAGAUCCUGUCCAUACGCAUGGGGAAGAAAGAGAUGGAAUCGGGAGAGAAAAUGGAAGUGGAAGAAUUCUAUGUCAAAUUCAAGAGCUUCUCCUACCUGCACUGUCGCUGGGCAGAUCUGGAGGAGCUAGAGAAGGACAAAAGGAUCCACCAGAAGGUCAAGCGGUUCAGGGCCAAACAGGCCCUCCCCACCUUCGUGACAGAGAUGGAUGACGAGCCUUUCAACCCAGACUACGUUGAGGUGGACCGGGUACUGGACGUGUCAGAGAGCACAGAUGAGAACGGAGAGCCUGUAAAGCUGUACCUGGUGAAGUGGUGUUCCCUGCCCUAUGAGGAGAUAACCUGGGAGCUGAAGGCCGACAUCGACCAGGCCAAGAUCGAUGAGUACGAGGCCGUGGCAGCCCGUCAGCCUGAGACCAAACGCGUGGAGCGACCUCCCACCGAAAACUGGCAUAAAUCCGAGAGUUCCAGGGAUUAUAAAAACGACAACGCACUUAGGGAAUACCAGCUGGAGGGAGUGAACUGGCUGCUCUUCAACUGGUACAAUACACGGAACUGCAUCCUAGCAGAUGAAAUGGGCCUGGGCAAGACCAUCCAGUCCAUCACAUUCCUCUAUGAGAUCUACCUGAAGGGGAUCCACGGGCCCUUCCUGGUCAUCGCCCCCCUCUCCACCAUUCCAAACUGGGAGAGGGAGUUCCGCACCUGGACCGAACUCAACGUGAUCGUCUACCACGGCAGCCAGGCCAGCCGCAAGACCAUCCAGGCCUACGAAAUGAACUACCGCGACGUGCAGGGUCGUGUGAUAAAGGGAGCUUACAAAUUCCAUGCGGUCAUCACCACAUUUGAGAUGAUUCUGACAGACUGUCCGGAGCUGCGUAGCGUCUCGUGGCGCUGUGUAGUCAUCGACGAGGCUCACCGCCUCAAGAACAGGAACUGCAAACUGCUGGAGGGUCUUAAGAUGAUGGACAUGGAGCACAAGGUGCUGCUGACCGGGACCCCCCUGCAGAACACGGUGGAGGAGCUCUUCAGUCUGCUCAACUUCCUGGAGCCUGAACGCUUCCCCUCUGAGAACACCUUCAUGCAGGAGUUUGGAGACCUCAAGACUGAGGAGCAGGUCCAGAAGCUGCAGGCCAUCCUGAAGCCCAUGAUGCUGCGACGUCUCAAGGAGGACGUGGAGAAGAACCUGGCCCCCAAGGAGGAGACCAUCAUCGAGGUGGAGCUGACCAACAUCCAGAAGAAGUACUACCGGGCCAUCCUGGAGAAGAACUUCUCCUUCCUGUCUAAAGGUGGACCGGGAGGAGGAGGUGGCGCAUGGGGAGGUGGAGGUGCACAGGUCCCCAACCUGCUCAACACCAUGAUGGAGCUGAGGAAGUGCUGCAACCACCCCUACCUCAUCAAUGGUGCAGAGGAGAAGAUCCUGGACGACUUCCGUGAGAACCACCAUGCCGAGAUGCCCCAAUUCCACCUACAGGCCAUGAUCCAGGCAGCGGGCAAGCUGGUGCUGAUCGAUAAGCUGCUGCCCAAGCUGAAGGCCGGGGGACACAGGGUCCUCGUCUUUUCCCAGAUGGUGCGCUGCCUGGACAUCCUGGAGGACUACCUCAUCCAAAAACGGUACCCGUAUGAGCGUAUCGAUGGCCGUGUGAGGGGUAACCUCCGGCAGGCUGCAAUUGACCGCUUCUCUCGUCCGGACUCUGACCGCUUUGUAUUCCUGUUGUGUACCCGGGCCGGAGGUCUGGGCAUCAACCUGACCGCUGCCGACACCUGCAUCAUCUUUGACUCUGAUUGGAACCCCCAGAAUGAUUUACAGGCGCAAGCCAGAUGCCACAGGAUUGGCCAGAGCAAGGCAGUGAAGAUCUACAGGCUGAUCACCAGGAACUCCUAUGAGAGGGAGAUGUUUGACAAGGCCAGCCUAAAGCUGGGCCUCGACAAGGCUGUGCUGCAGUCCAUGAGUGGCCGAGAAAAUGCAGCCAACGGGGUUCCACAGCUAUCUAAGAAGGAGGUGGAGGACCUCCUCCGUAAAGGAGCCUACGGAGCUCUGAUGGACGAGGAGGACGAGGGCUCAAAGUUCUGCGAAGAGGACAUUGACCAGAUCCUCCUGAGACGAACACAGACCAUCACCAUUGAGUCCGAGGGCAAGGGGUCCACCUUCGCCAAGGCGAGCUUUGUGGCUGCUGGGAACAGGACAGACAUUUCCUUGGAGGACCCGGACUUCUGGCAGAAGUGGGCCAAGAAGGCGGAGCUCGACAUGGAAGCCAUCAAUGGACGGAACACCCUUGUGAUUGACACUCCCAGGGUGCGGAAGCAGACACGCCACUACAGCUCAAUGAAGGAGGAUGAAUUGGCAGAGUUUUCCGAGCUGGAAAGUGACGGCGAGAAUGAGAAGCCCUUGACCAAACUCAGGCGACCCCAGGACCGAGCUCACGGGUACCCCCGCAGCGUGUGCUUCAGGGUGGAGAAGAACCUGCUGGUUUAUGGGUGGGGUCGCUGGGGAGACGUCCUGUCCCGUGGGCGUUUCAAGCGGCCCCUGCAGGAACAAGACGUGGAGACCAUCUGCCGCGCCCUGCUGGCCUACUGCCUUCUGCACUACCGUGGCGACGAGAACAUCAAGCGCUUCAUCUGGGACCUCAUCACGCCCUCUGAGGACGGACAGAGCCGCACACUCACCAACCACUCCGGUCUGUCUACUCCAGUACCGCGGGGUCGUAAGGGGAAGAAGGGGAAACACGCCCCACCUGCCCCUCCCCAGCUCCCCAGGGCAGAGUGGCUGGCCAGCUGUAACCCUGACCUGCUACUGCAGGAGGACAGCUACAAGAGACACCUCAAACACCACUGUAACAAAGUUCUCCUGAGGGUCCGUAUGCUCUACUAUCUGCGACAGGAAGUCAUCAGUGACCACGCCGACAGGAUCCUAGAGGGAACAGACUCAAGUGAAAUGGAUAUCUGGAUCCCUCAGCCUUUCCACGCCGAGGUGCCCGCCGAUUGGUGGGACAGCGAGGCAGACAAAUCGCUGCUCAUCGGUGUCUUCAAACACGGCUAUGAGAAGUAUAACUCGAUGCGUGCCGACCCUGCGCUGUGUUUCUUGGAGCGGGUGGGCAUGCCCGACGCCAAGGCCGUGGCUGCAGAGCAAAGGGCGGACAUGAUGGCAGAUGGUCUGGAGGGAGAGGAUGAAGACCCAGAGUACAAGCCUCUCCGCAUGACCUUUAAAGAUGAGAUGGAGGACUUUGCGAACUCGCCCCUGGAUGACAAAGACGAGACUGUGGACGUUGAGAGUGGUGAAUCUAAACCAGGUGAGGAUGUAGCAUGCAGCAGAGGGGCGGGUCGUCUGUACUGGCCGGCGGCCUCGGCCCUCACCGCUAGACUCCGCCGCCUCAUCACGGCCUACCAGCGCACGCACAAGAGGGAGCAGCUCCGCCAGGAAGCGAUGGCCCGGCCCGACGGACGCCGUCGCCGCCGGCCCCGAGAACAUCUCUUCUCCAUGGUCACAGACGGAGCGGCCUACGUGCAGGAGGACGGAGCCUUCAUGGCAGAGGGAAGUCCUUAUAUGGCCAAGGGCGGAGCUUUUAUACCUGAGGCGACGGUGCUCCCGGCAGAAGGAGGGGCCGCCUUCAAAGAGAGGCGUCAGAGGUGGACCAGGCGUGAGGAAUCAGACUUCUACCGGGUUGUGUCCACGUUUGGUGUGAUCUAUGACACGGACCGCCAGCUCUUUGACUGGACCCAGUUCAGGGCCUUCGCCCGGCUGGACAAGAAGAGUGACGAGAGCCUGGAGAAAUACUACUUCUCCUUCUUGGCCAUGUGCAAGCGGGUGUGUCGCAUGCAGGUCAAGGCCAACACAGAGCUCCCAGACCCUACCCUGAUCAUCGACCCCAUCACGGAGGAGCGCGCCUCACGCACCCUCUACCGCAUUGAGCUGCUGCGUCGCAUUCGCGAGCAGGUGCUGCCCAACCCCCUGCUAGGUGAGCGCCUGCGCCUCUGCCAGCCUAGCUCCGACCUGCCUGAGUGGUGGGCCUGCCGCCGGCACGACCACGACCUCCUCCUGGGCGCCUCCAAGCACGGCGUGAGCCGCACUGACUACCACAUCCUCAACGACCCGGCGCUGGGCUUCCUGGAGGCCCACAGGAAGUUCACCAAGGGGGCAUCGGCUGGGGUGCCUCAGCCGCCCCGCGAUGGUGCUCUCUCUACUGCUUCUUCCUCUUCUACUGAGCAGGCCACAGCUACUGCUGGUGCUGAGAAAUCCUUACCUGUCCAAGAGGAGGAAGAAGGGAAGGAGAUGAAAGAGGAAGGUGAUGAUAUUCCAUGUACUAAACCUGAGAAACCAGCCGAAGGCAAGGAAGAAGAGAUGGAGGCGAAGAAGGAAGAGAAGGCCAAGUCUCCCAAGAAGGUGAAGGACGAGGAGGAAGAGAAGGGAGAGGAGGAAGACAGAGAGGAGAAAGUGGAGGUCACCGGUGACGCUGACGGAGAGACUUCCAAGGAGGCCAAAUCCGAGAAGGAGUGCAAAGCUCCUACUGAGGAGACCAAGGACCAGGACAAAAAGCUGGACUUACAGGAGAAACCAGAGUCUCCUAAAGCAUCAGAGUCUCCUAAAGCAUCAGAGUCUCCUAAAGCAUCAGAGUCUCCUAAAGCAUCAGAGUCUCCUAAAGCAUCAGAGUCUCCUAAAGCAUCAGAGUCUCCUAAAGCAUCAGAGUCUCCUAAAGCAUCAGAGUCUCCUAAAGCAUCAGAGUCUCCUAAAGCAUCAGAGUCUCCUAAAGCAUCAGAGUCUCCUAAAGUCAGAGUCUCUAAAGCAUCAGAGUCUCCUAAAGCAUCAGAGUCUCCUAAAGCAUCAGAGUCUCCUAAAGCAUCAGAGUCUCCUAAAGCAUCAGAGUCUCCUAAAGCAUCAGAGUCUCCUAAAGCAUCAGAGUCUCCUAAAGCAUCAGAGUCUCCUAAAGCAUCAGAGUCUCCUAAAGCAUCAGAGUCUCCUAAAGCAUCAGAGUCUCCUAAAGCAUCAGAACAGCAGGGAACCAAGAAGGAAGAGAGCGAUGAGAAAGAAGGAAGCCCUGCCAUGUCUCCUAAACCAGUGGCUGAGAAAGGGCCCGGUGAGGAGAAGAUGGAAGAAGACGACAAGUCUGAGAAGUCUUCUCAAGCUGAAGCAGGCGCCACCUCAGAGCAGAAGAACUUUGACGAGGAGAGCAACCCCUCACUGAGCACCACAGCCAGAGAUGAGACCCGUGACGGGUUCUGCCCCGAGGAAGAGCCCUCUGCCAUCCCGGCCCUCCAGGAGAGAGCCACCUCAUCCUUCUGGCCCAAGGACCGUGUCAUGAUCAAUCGCAUGGACAACAUCUGCGAUGCGGUCAUCAAGGGCAAGUGGCCCGCCAACCGACGCCAGUUCUUUGACUUCCCGGGCCUGUUGCCUGGAUACCCCGGCCCCAUGACGUCUGAAAGCCCCAUGCCGAGGCAGAGCCUGGCCGAACUGUCGAUGGCAGCGGCCGCUCAGACCAACUUCAGUGGCAGCGAGGACCUCACCCUCUCGCCCCAGGUUAAUGAGGAUGCUCUGAGCAUAUCAUUGCCGAAGCAGCGUCGUCGCAGGCGGCGGAAGGUGGAGAUAGAGGCGGAGCGUGCGGCCAAGCGCAGGAACCUGAUGGAUAUGGUGGCCCAGCUCAGAGAAUCUCACGCUGCAGAGUCCCAGAGCCAGGCCAUGGAUCUUACCCAGGGUAUUCUGCACCAGCAUCACAAGUCUUCAGCACCGUCCCCGGUGAGCUACUCCAGCAGCAUGGUGUCACCUGCUGCCCUCAAGGCACAGAUGGAGCUUCUGCAGGCGGCCACACCCUCCAGACACAGGGCCAACUGCUCAUUGGCCGAGGCUGACCUGCCCACCAGGAGGAGGCGGGGCCGCAGGAAAAAUGUGGAGGGGCUGGAGCUGCUGUUCAUGAGAGGAGCCACGGAGGAUUCAGAGAGGACCAAAGCUUCAGUGGAGGGGUUGCAGAUCCCCCCACGUUCCCACCGCCACAACAUUCCCAGCACCUCCGCCCGUGUCCCCUCUGUCAGCGCUAUGGAGGACAGGGAGGCUGGUACCCCCUCUAACAAAGACCUGAGUGACUGGCUCAGACAGCACCCCACAUACACCAUGGACAUGCCUACUGCGUACACACCAAAGAGUGAGGAAACUCUCCUCUCCUCCCAGUUCCCCAAACCCAAGCAAAAGAGACACCGCUGCCGGAACCCCAACAAGAUCGACAUCAACACGCUCACCGGAGAAGAGAGGGUUCCCGUGGUCAACCGGAGAAAUGGAAGAAAGAUGGGUGGAGCCAUGGCCCCUCCCAUGAAGGAUCUUCCCAGAUGGCUCCUGGAGAACUCAGAUUUUGCCGUCGCUCCAGACUGGACUGACAUUGUCAAGCAAUCGGGCUUCCUCCCUGAGGCCAUGUUCGACCGUCUCCUGACUGGGCCCUUGGUGCGUGAGGAGGGCGUCCGUCGUCGGGGAAGACGUCCCAAAUCGGAGAUCGCCAAGGCAACAGCGGCUGCCUCGGCUGCAUCCUCCGGGGGCCUUAACCCCCUGCUGAUAAACGGCCUGUUUGGAGGCAUGGACCUCACCAGCUUGCAGGGCCUACAGAGCUUCCAGAGUCUGCAGCUGCAGCUCAUGGGCUUCCCCGGCAUGGGGGGGGCUGACGCUAAACACGCCUCGGCCAUGCUGCCUCUCAUGCUGCCUGGCAUGGCUGGUAUGGGCGUUCUGCCCAACAUGUUUGGCCUGGGAGGCCUGUUCGCAAGCAACCUGGCUGCAGCCUCCCAUGGCAUCAACAACCAGGACGAUUCGGACGAGACAUCGAAGAGAGACGCCAGGGAGGGUGGAGAAGAGCAGGAUGAGGAGAAGGACGACACUGGGGAGGAGGAAGAGUCGAGCAAGGCUAUUGGGGAGGCUGCGGCUUUGAAUGUGGCUGCUGCCGCUAUGGCCGCCUCCGGCAUGUCGGUUAACUCCCUGGCCUUCAAUCCCUUCCUGCUCUCCACCAUGGCCCCGGGGCUCUUUUCCCCCUACAUGUUCCUGCCCCCUGGCCUGGGAGGUCUCACCCUGCCUGGCUUCUCCCCCACUGCCCUGACCGACCUGCAGAGUGCCAUGGCUGGAGCCAUGGGGGUUGCCUCUGGAGCUCAGGGCCAUGAGAAGAAGCCCAGCCAGGUUGCCCUGGACUGCCCUGCUGCCGCAGACCCAGAGACUGCUGAUGACAGUGACUCAGCUGAGAGCCUGGAGAAGACUGCAGAGUUGUCUGCGCUAGAAGAUGAGACCUCCGCAUUGGCAGGGGAAGCCGACUCACCGGAAGACCUGGAUGAAGGAGAGGAUGCCCUUGAGGAGGAGGAGAAGUGACUGAAUCUAACUGGACUUUAACCCCCCCACCAACUUGAUAUCCAAACAUAUGAAUUUGUUUUUUCUUUGUUUUCAUUGUUUUUGUUUCUUUCACAGGUAAACAUGUAAAUCAGGGAGAGCAUAUGUAGCUAAAAGGCUCUUAAUGUAUUGUUAAUGGCAUAGUCAGGGGAAAAGUUAACUGAAGUAGAGUUUUGCGGAUGUUUUAAGGGUGUUAUUUUUGGUCUUUGUUCACUGAACGGUGCAUUCUAGAUGAAAUGGGAAAUUUCCUCAAAUAUUAUUCUAGGAAUUAAUGUUUCCAAUAGUGCUGCUUUUCUGGUUCAUUUAUUAUGACAUUUUUGUGGAUAUUGUGACAGUAAGUAGCAUCUCGUAUCUCUCCAGUGGCGUACAAUUUCACGGCAUUAAUCGUCUGUCUAUAUGCUGCUGAUGAAAAGGAUCAUGGGUAAUUUAGAUUUUGCUGUUGUACUGUUCUGCUUUUAAGAGCAGGAUGAAGUUCUCACAAAUCAGAUGGCCUAAUAAUCUGACUGUUCCCAGUCCCUCACUGAUGAUCGUCUACACCCACACACACCCGACUGUCGAUUCCUGUAGUCUUACACUCUAACAAUCCAACCUGACUGUUCCCAGUCCCUCACUGAUGAUCACCCACACGUCUACACCCACACACACCCGACUGUCGAUUCCUGUAGUCUUACACUCUAACAAUCCAUCCUGACUGUUCCCAGUCCCUCACUGAUGAUCGUCUACACCCACACACACCCGACUGUCGAUUCCUGUAGUCUUACAUUC